CGGAUCAAGCGUCUUUUGGGGGGCAUUUUUGCAUUUGAAUCCUUCCCACACCACUGAAAGUAUCACUCGGGACGGAGAGUUGUCGAUUUACACAGUUAAAUGUAAAAAGAAAAGCUUGGGGAGCUUUCUAAAAGCCUUUUUUUUUUCUCCUGAGGGGACUACCAGCCGCGACGGUGACCGUUGGUGGGGGUUUGCCGCCGUUUGUUUUCUUGAGCGCGUGUGGAAGAUGGAGACGCACAUCUCGUGCCUCUUCCCGGAGAUUUUAGCCAUGAUUUUCAGCUACUUGGACGUGAGGGACAAAGGCAGAGUGGCCCAAGUGUGCACGGCGUGGAGGGACGCGUCCUACCACAAGUCCGUGUGGAGAGGGGUGGAAGCCAAGCUGCAUCUGAGGCGGGCGAACCCGUCCCUGUUCCCCAGCCUCCAGGCGAGAGGCAUCAGGCGCGUACAGAUCCUCAGCCUGCGGCGCAGCCUCAGCUACGUGAUCCAGGGGAUGCCCAACAUCGAGAGCUUGAAUCUGAGCGGCUGCUAUAACUUAACGGAUAACGGCCUGGGGCACGCGUUCGUGCAGGAGAUCCCUUCCCUGAGGGUGCUCAAUCUGAGCCUUUGCAAGCAGAUCACGGAUUCCAGUUUGGGCAGAAUAGCGCAGUAUCUCAAAAACUUGGAGGUGCUGGAACUGGGCGGCUGCAGUAAUAUCACGAACACGGGCUUGUUGCUCAUCGCGUGGGGUUUGCACAGACUCAAAAGUCUUAAUCUGAGGAGCUGCCGGCAUGUGUCGGACGUGGGCAUCGGGCAUUUAGCCGGCAUGACCCGGAGCGCGGCGGAGGGCUGCCUCAGUCUGGAAUACCUGACCUUGCAGGACUGCCAGAAGUUGACGGACUUGUCCCUCAAGCACAUUUCGAAAGGCCUGACCAAGCUCAAAGUGCUCAACCUGAGUUUCUGCGGAGGCAUCUCGGACGCUGGCAUGAUCCACCUCUCUCACAUGACGAGCCUGUGGAGCCUUAAUCUGCGUUCGUGCGACAACAUCAGCGACACGGGCAUCAUGCACCUCGCCAUGGGCACGUUGAGACUCUCUGGACUCGACGUGUCGUUUUGCGACAAGAUAGGCGACCAGAGCCUGGCUUAUAUCGCGCAGGGCCUGUACCAGCUCAAGUCGCUGUCGCUGUGCUCGUGCCACAUCAGUGACGAUGGCAUCAACAGGAUGGUGCGCCAAAUGCACGAGCUGAGGACGCUGAACAUCGGCCAGUGCGUGCGGAUUACAGACAAAGGACUGGAGCUGAUCGCAGACCACUUGACGCAUCUGACCGGCAUCGAUCUGUAUGGAUGUACGAAAAUCACUAAGAGGGGACUGGAGAGGAUCACGCAGCUCCCCUGCCUUAAAGUUUUGAACCUGGGCCUUUGGCAGAUGACUGAAAGUGAGAAAGUGAGGUGAAACUUGGGGGGUUUCUGGAAGGAGGGAGGGAGGGAGAGAAGGAGGGUGGGAGGGGGAUGGGUGAAUUUCAAUAGAGCAAAGUACAUAAAAAGAGGCUCAAAAUGCUGAAUGUGAUACACGUGUCAGUUAUUGCUAUUAACACACAAAAAAAGUUUUUUUUCUUAACAAAUCGCAAUAUUAAACCUCCACGAGUCUCGCGAUAUUUUGGCUACCUCGUUAGAUGUAUUAUAUUGUUAUUCUUAAGAAGAAUGAGAAUUUGUGCCUAGAAAAACAAUCCCCUCCCCCUUUAUCUCGUCUUUGGCUUAAGGAAAGCAAAAAGACUGAAAGAAAAAAUGGAUUCAGACUAUCUUUUUUAUGUCCCUUCCUUCAGAUAGCCAACAAAAGGCGUUUCAAAACAAGUCUAUGGGUAGUUGACCUCAAAUUUCAAGCAGUUUUGCAAGUGUCCUGUGAUGUGACAGUUCACCUUAAAAUUUUUUAAUUCUUCAGUUCAUCUGUAAUUAUUAAACAAUGCCGUUUUGUGAUCUUGAAUUAAUUGAGUCUACAUGCAAUAUCUGUACUUAAAAAAAAAA
Sinocyclocheilus rhinocerous is the source of this 1998-nucleotide messenger RNA. Its product is annotated as F-box/LRR-repeat protein 14-like. The transcript has a single exon. The record is from RefSeq and is a predicted model, not a curated record. Gene Ontology annotation, molecular function: protein binding. NCBI's taxonomy places the organism in Eukaryota, Metazoa, Chordata, Actinopteri, Cypriniformes, Cyprinidae. Gene Ontology annotation, cellular component: SCF ubiquitin ligase complex. Bases 227 to 1429 code for a protein of 400 amino acids. Gene Ontology annotation, biological process: SCF-dependent proteasomal ubiquitin-dependent protein catabolic process.